Hyposmocoma kahamanoa is the source of this 5816-nucleotide messenger RNA. RefSeq names its product TLD domain-containing protein 1. The transcript has 10 exons. NCBI's taxonomy places the organism in Eukaryota, Metazoa, Arthropoda, Insecta, Lepidoptera, Cosmopterigidae. Bases 1 to 1413 code for a protein of 470 amino acids. The record is from RefSeq and is a predicted model, not a curated record.
AUGGGCAACACAAGCAAAAAACUAGCAGCAAAGUGUGCGCUACUGACUAGGGAGGAGCAGAAAUUCAUAGCUAACACGUUCCGCGCUGCUAGUAAGAACUCUGACAAGAUCCGAGAGGAGGACCUCAUCGUGAGUGGGAGAUUAGACGCUGAAUUGCUUGAAAAAUUAUGGGGACCACAAAUAGAUCCUCGGCUGUCUCAGUUCCUAACGAACUACCUGUUCGGCCAGCCCGGGGGCACCAAAGGCCAGUCCUGCGAUUUCAACAGAUUCGCCGAACUCUACGUUUAUAAUGUAAGAGGGACAACAGAGGAGCGGCUCACGGUAGUGUACAACAGUCUAGGGAAAGAGUUUACGGAGACCACAGAACUGCCUUACCAGUUAUUGAGGGAGUACUGCGAAAGUAUAGCCUCGACAUACAUAAGGAUAAUCAAGUCAUCGGCAGCGCCAUGCGCAAAACAUUGGAUAGAGAAAGGGUUUCGAGGCAAGGCGAGUAACGUGCAAGCAUUGGGCGAGGCAACCGCCUCGACCGCCGGCAAAGAUGUCGACACACCCGCUAUGAGUUGUGAUUCUAAAGGCCUUUAUUCAUGGCUUCAAUCAAACACCCUCCUACAUCAAAUGUCGGAACUGGUAUUUCAUAAUCUAUAUGGACUAGACCGCGAUUACCGAAGUAACGAGCGCGUCGACGAGCCCUCCGCUUCCGUAUUUCGUAACCCUACCUGCUCGCUACUGCCAGAUCCAACUGGCAUUGAAAGUAUGCCAGACUACCCAGCGUUCAUCGAUUUGUGCCAUAUUGUAUGGUUGAACAGCCAUCUUCCCCGCAAACAUCAGGACAAGUGGCGGUUCCUCUUCUCUUCGCAUAUUCAUGGGGAAUCAUUCUCCACUAUGGCCGGUCGCAUCCAAGAAUCGGGUCCAUCGUUGUUGAUAGUGGAAGAUUCAAGUGGCUUCAUCUUCGGGGGAUACGCGUCUGAGUCAUGGCAGAUAUGCCCAAACUUCUACGGUGACGACAGCUCGUUCCUGUUCACUUUGGCGCCGCGCAUGCGAAUCUACCCUGCCACCAACUUCAACAACCACUAUCAGUACAUGAAUCAGAACACCAAGACGUUACCUAAUGGACUGAUGAUGGGUGGCCAAUUUGAGUUCGGUGGCAUCUGGAUAAAUGCGGAUCCCUUCGGUCACGGCUUCUCCGCAGAAUCUUGCAGCACCUACCGAGGGUUCAAACGACUUAGCAAAGAGGCUGAGUUCAAGAUACGCAGCCUCGAGGUUUGGGGAGUCGGAGAGAAGCCGUUGACUGUUAAAGAAUCGGACGAACGUGACGUCAGCUGUCUGGACAUGAAUCCCGAAGCCAAGGCAAUCCUCGAGAUGGCUGGACGCCCGCGUCACUCUGAAGGCGUUCGAGAACCACCACCUUUAUAAUGAACACCAUAGUGUCAAUAGGUAAUGUAUAGUCUGUUUCAAUCCAUUUUACAGUAAAAGUAAACAAGCCAAUUCUGAAGCAAUCACUCAAUAAAAGGAACAAGUAACACUUUCACAUAUAUUUUGAACAUUCCCACUUGAUAUCUCAUUGAUUUUUCCAACAAUAUUCAUUUGAAUAGCAACUUAAAAUCGUAUUUGAAACAUGUUAGGCCAAAUUUUUCAAAUUUAGAAGUAUGGAUUGUCCAUGGUUACAUAGCGCUGUUUCGAAUCGUAUACUUUUUGUUAGUAAUUAGCAGCGAAAUCACAAAAAGAACUGUUAUUCCAACUGAUUCAAUUAAACAAAUUGAUUCAUUCAAUUGAUCAAUUGAUUUGUAGGUGGCAAUACAACUGGCCAUCACUAAUAUGUCUAUGGUCGGGUCAGUGAACUGUUUAUUUACUUUUAUGUAUAAUGGAUUGAAACGAACUAGAAUUAGGUAACGUGCACCUAUGUCAAGUGUUUUGGGUAACUUUUUCCUACCUAGGUACAACUUAAAAUACGCUGGAUACCUCUUUUUGUAAACAACACUAUAGUGUUAGGCAAAUAAAUUACCUAAGUAACUGUUAAACAUGGUUCUAGGUAACGUAGGGUCGGUGCCCUUAGAUAUCCACUAUUUGUACUAAGUGAUAAUGCAAAUAGUGUAUACCUAAGAGGGGGCACCGACUGUACAGUUGAUGUCCAGGUGACCUGUCCCCUUACCGGCCAUUUCGUUCUGAAUAGAUGAAGAAAAGCGUUAAACAAAUUUAACCUUUAACCUGUGAGCCGUAAAAUUCAUUUUGGCAUGUGUUCCGAUAGUUAUUGACUUUUUGACGAUCUCAGUGGCACCGUGGGCGCUGGAUGAUAAGGUGCCAGGCUUGAGUACCGGUUGGACCAAUUUGGGAAAUGAACUUUAUUAAAUUGAUUCUUAUCUGAUAUUUUUAAACUAUCCUCGCGGAUUUGUAUCUCGGUUAUGGAAAUAUGAUUAUGCAAAAUAGAAAUGAAAUGCUGAAUAGUUCUGAAUUUGAGGUACUGUUGCUGAAACAACAGUACCUUACUGAAAAGUGCCCCAGAGUGAAUUUCGUUGCUCUGGUACUCAUAGUACAGGGAAUUAUCUAGUUUGAGACCAGGCAAUUGGUGUCGUUGUCUGGCACAUUAUUAUCAUUUUAAGAAACUUUAAUCUACCAUCGCGAAUGUGUGUCUCGUUUAUGGAAAUAUGAUUAUGAAAUAGAAAUUAAAUACUUGAAAAUUUUGAAUUUGAGGUACUCUUGUUCAAACAACAGUACCUUACUGGGAAGUGCCCCAGAGUGAAUUCCGUUGCUUUGGUACUCAUAGAACAGGGAAUUACCUAGUUUGGGGCCAGGCAAAAUUGGUUUGGUUGUCUGGCAAGAAACUUCUUAAAUUUAUUUGAUCUUUAAGGUAUACUUACUUAAAUACAAAAUACACAUGCAACCAUGAAGCUGGAAUUCAUUGAGCAUAUAUGUAGAAUGCGUAAGAAGGCUCUUAGAAUCAAAAGGUCGGCCACAGAUCAGGUAUCUUUGGGUAUCGGCUGUACAUCCCGGAAAAAUAGUCCUAGAUAACUUUUUUCAUGUUACGCACAAAUCUUUGUAAAAACUAAAGUAAUUUAACAAUUAAAUAUAUACCUGGAUGUCUAUAGUUUUUAUUCUUGGUGUAGUAUAAUUUUAAUAUCGUUGUAAAAUAUCGAAAUUUAUUGUUGUGCAGUUGCUUUAAUGUUUCCUCAUAGAUCUGUUUAGUUGUCUUUUAAAUGCUAAUUAAUUAUAAUAUUUGAAAGAUUACAAAUUUGAAAUUUAUCCAAAAUGAAAGUACGAGUACAGUAGUUUUAUUUUCAGAAAUAACUUUUAACUUUAAAUCCUGUGCACUUUACAAAUCUAAAAAUUAAAUUUGUAACUUUUCAAAUUAAUGCAAUUUUAGAAUAAAAUACAAUGUUAGUCAUAGCUCAUAGCAAUAAUGUAAGCAUUUAGAAGAUUUUGGAUUUGUGCCUUUUUUCUCAAUGUGAAUAAUGUUCUGUUUUUUUUGGAAAUACUACUUUUUAUAAUACGAUUGUAGAUCAGAGAAAUUUUAAUAUUUAUUCUUUGCUUAUACCUAAAUUAAUUACAAAGAUAAGGACCCAGACUAGUACCCUGUGGUACUCUAUCUAUGACAUGUGUCGUUCAUCGUGAAAGUGGUGUAACUCCAUAUUUUAAAAAUACAUAUUUGUUUAUAGAUAGGUAGAUAAAUAAAACGUUUAUUAUUCACUUUACAAGGUAUAUAACACAAAAGCACAUAGAACAUAAAUUAGUACACAUUGAUAUGAAAACACAUUUGUACAGACAAACAAAAUUUAAUUCUGGUCGUACCUUCACUUUGUGAUGAAAUGGCCCUGACUCAGCAUAAAUACUGUAGACCGUGACAAGUCGAACAGCGCUGGUUUUCUGCCAGUCUGGUGUGCGAUCGCAAUUUUUCCUAAUUUUGCUUAAUGGUAUCACGUUUACGGUAUCAUAUCUUUAAUUAAGUAUAAAAGUGAAGUAACUCUGAUGCUUGCAGUUUAAUCCAGUAGACUUCUUACUUGUUUAUUCAUGAAACUAAAAUAGCUAAAUAUUCAUUAUAAAAGUGAAGUAAGUCAUAAAAUUAAAUUAAAAGGAGAUAAUUCACUUUGACGAUGAACGACACAUAUUCUUUCAUUGUGUCAAAUUGGUGCCAUUUUGAUUCGAAAAAAAUUCGAGAAUUUAAAAAUAUUAGAUUUAGUUAAUAAACGCCUUAUAUUAUGUCGUUGCUUUAUAAAGUAUCGAAUAGUGCAAUGUGAAUGUAUAAUUAUAAACUAAAUGUCUAUGGAAUAUUUGAAACAGUUAUUUCUGUUGCUUAAUGUGGUUAAUUAGAUACUGAAUUUUGGACUAAUUGAAAUGCACAUUGUGUUCAGUGCCGGAUUAAGUGCCUUGGGGGCCCAAAAUAUUUUAAAUUUAUAAUUGAUGUGUCAAUUUAUAAUCGAUGUGUGAUUUCCCCUUACUCAUGUCCCUAUUACUAAAAAUAUUAUAUUAUGGACGAGCCGAAAUUUUUUAACUGUCUACAAAAGUAGAGAGGUCGCUGUCUAUGAUGGUAAAAGCAAGAGGUAUGUGAUAAUAGGGGACCGUAACGAGCCCCGAAAAAUUUUGACAUACCUCAAGAAAAUUGGUAACAAAACAAUUUUUUUUAAAUAGUUUCAUUUUCAAAGUGUAGUUAUCGCGAAAACCUAAGAAGUCAAUAAAAUUAAAGUACUCAACACCUGACAAAUUGAAAAAUCACAAAUAAGGUAUGGGCGAAUGUAAAGAGCUCGUUUUUACUUAAAAUCCUUUGUCCUUGUUAUGGACUGGAUAAAGCAAAUGAACCAAACUGUCAUUUAAUUUCUGUAUUAUUUAGGAUUCCACUUUCAACAACAACCCUUAUACCCUCUAGAUGUUUGAGAAUCUUCUAGACAGGAUCUAGAUUAAACUGCUAUUGCUAACAAUACUGUAGUUAAAUAACAUUACAGUUAAGUAAAGAAAAAAAAAACAAAAAUUAGAUUGUCCCCUGGCUCUCACACUACCCUAAUACUCGCAAAUCGGGUUUAUGUAAUCGGUGUCCCCGGAGACAUGGUGCCCUAAAUAUGUAUUUAUUUUUCUUAUUGGUAUAUCCGGCACUGGUGUGAAUUGUAAUAUUUUUUAAGGGGUCCUCUAAUUACGUAGACAUUUUAUCCUUCAACACGUCUAUGGCGCAAUUGGACCUCUUCCUAAAUUACAACUGGCUUUAGUAGUAAUUUUUGAAAAUGUUUUUAUAAAGAAUCAGUAAACAUAUCCCCUCAUGUGUGGACCGAACAGUCUAUUUAUAGCGUACCGACGUCAAAGGUCGCGCAUAACGGACCGCUGAUUUAAUAAUAAUAAUAACGCACACACUCAACAUAGCCCCGCACUGGAGAAACCCUGUGCAGGGAAACACACAUAGACAAUCACAAAUUACACCCAAACUCACGAGAGAAAUAAAAGUAGGCCAUAGAAAUAUUUCUUCUGGUCCGGGACAGGUUCGAUACCUGGGACCUUUGCGGGGCAGUCCGGCAUGGUAACCGAUCGGGAAGGUAGUUAUUUGUACAUUUGGAGUAAUUUGAUUCUCAGUUUUCAGUUUAAAAAACAGCAGUUGUAUAUACAUCUAUCUUCGUCUCGUCUAUUGCAAUAAGCUUAAGCGAGCUUUCAUUUGAAAUAAAUAAAUUUUAAAAAGGCCCCCCUUUUGCAAUGGUAAAAACGUGUACGAUUUUGGUUCAAAACUUAGGGUCGUAUUCCAGAACUCUACUCAAUGCUCAAGUCAGGAUUUGAGCAGACUUGAGUAUGAUUUCAAGCACUGGAAAUAUGACUCUAAUGGCAAGGACUUGAGUAUGAUUUUCGGC